AUGGCGGCGGCGGCUGGCGAUGGGACGAGGAGGAAGACGGCGUGCGUCACCGGAGGGAGCGGCUACAUCGCGUCGGCGCUCGUCAAGAUGCUGCUGGAGAAGGGCUACGCCGUGAAGACGACGGUCAGGAACCCCGAUGACGGGGAGAAGAACGCGCAUCUCAAGACCCUGGCGGCGCUGGGGCCCUUGGAGGUCUUCCGCGCAGACCUGAACGAAGAGGGCAGCUUCGACGACGCCGUCGCCGGCUGCGACUACGCCUUCCUCGUCGCCGCUCCGGUGGCCCUCAUGCCAAAGAACCCCGAGGAAGAAGUGAUCCAGCCAGCGAUUCAAGGAACCCUGAACGUGAUGAGGUCGUGCGUGAAGGCGGGGACGGUGAAGCGCGUGGUGCUGACAUCGUCGACGGCCGCCAUCUCCAGCCGGCCGCUGGAAGGCGACGGCCACGUCCUGGACGAGGACUCCUGGUCCGACGUCGAGUACCUCAGGACCACCAAGAGCGGUACCUGGGUGCGUACGGCGUACCCUGCCUCGAAGGUGCUCGCGGAGAAGGCGGCGAUGGCGUUCGCGGAGGAGAAGGGCCUCAGCCUGGUCACCGUGUGCCCCGUGGUCGUCGUCGGCGGGGCCCCGGCGACCAAGGUGAAGACCAGCGUCCCAGAAGUCCUCUCCUUGCUCUCCGGCGACGACGACAUGGUGGACAACCUGGAGCUGAUCGAGAAGGCGUCCGGGUCGAUCCCGCUGGUCCACAUCGACGACGUGUGCCGCGCCGAGAUAUUCGCCGCCGAGGUGGCCACGUCCGGGCGGUACAUCGUCUGCACCCUCAACACCACCGCCGUGGCGCUCGCCCACUUUCUGGCGGCCAAGUACCCGCAGUACGAGAUCAACGACGACCGCAUUGGUCAUCUUCCGGAGAAGCCGAGGGUGAGCAUCUGGUCGGACAAGCUCAUCAAGGAGGGGUUCGAGUACAAGUACAAGAACCUGGACGAGAUAUACGACGACCUCGUCGUGUACGGCAGGACCCUGGGACUCCUUAAAUACUGA
This is a messenger RNA of Triticum turgidum subsp. durum (durum wheat), 1035 nucleotides long. Lineage: Eukaryota; Viridiplantae; Streptophyta; Magnoliopsida; Poales; Poaceae. The record is from the annotation of a GenBank genome assembly.